AGGACCCCGCGCAGGCAUCCCCGGCAACCUCAGAGACCAGCCACCUCUCACCCUCGUGGCAUCAGCCACCGGGGACCCCCGGCAGGGCCUGGGGUGCUGCCAUGGUCCUGCCCUGGUGGCUCGUCCUCCUGGCCAGCCUUGUCCCACCAGCCUUGGGGUCCUGGGGGGUCUCCUACCCCGAGUCUGUGCUGGGUGUCAGCGGCUCCUGCGUGGUGAUCCCCUGCACCCUGAGCUACCCUGCCGAGGUGUCCGCCCAGGACGGCAUCGUGGCCAUCUGGUACAAGGACUACGAUGGCCAGAAGACCUUGGUCUACCACUCGGAGGGCCAGGAGGUGGACGCCCGCUUCAGGACCCGUGUCAGUCUGAUGGGGCAACCAUCCGGGGGCAAAUGCAACCUGCUGCUGUGGCAGGUGACACCCGAGGACAGCGGGCCCUACAGGUUCCGCUUCGAGAUCGUCAACGGCGACCGCUGGUCAGCGACCAGGGACGUGGUGGUGAGGGUUUCAGAUACCCUUGAGCAACCAAUGGUCACUGCCAGCAAGGAGCAAACUGAGGGGCAAACCUCCACCCUGGAGUGCUACACACCUUACUUCUGCCCUGACAACUUCAUCCUGCACUGGGUGGGCUAUGACCCCCAGGUCUCAGCGGUGUCCAGCAAAGUCCAGUUGGACACCAGUGGUGUCGGCCACCACCUGAACCUCACCACCUCCUUCUCCUGGAAGGACCACUCUAGAAAGCUGUUCUGUGAACUUUCCUACAACUCCAGGAAGGCAGCCAGGGAGGUGGUCCUGUGGGUGAGACAUGCCCCGAAGGACACCCAGGUGUUAGUCAACCCCUUGGUGCAGGACAUUCACCCGGGGGACACGGUGUCCCUCACCUGCGAGGUGAGCAGCAGCUACCCCCCGGUCUCGGGGUACCAGUGGUACAAGGACGGGGUGUCUGUGGGCAACCAGCGGCUCCUGACCCUGCGGGACGUUGGCCACAAGGACCAGGGGCAGUACAGCUGCCAGGCCCAGAACGCCCUGGGGACCAGCACAGCACCCAACGUCACCCUCUACAUCUUCUCUGCAGAGAUCUCAGUGAGCCCUGCGGCUGAGGUGCAGGAGGGAACGGCCACCACCUUGUCCUGCAACGUCCCAGGCAGGGAGGGCCAGGACCUCAACUACACCUGGUACAAGAACAAUGCCUGGCUGGGGGAGGGUCCCUCGCACACCCUCCUCUUCUCCCACAUCACCCUCAGUGACACUGGUCACUACUCCUGCAAGGUGACCAGCAAGCGGGGCAGUGACACUUCCCAGGCCAUCAGCCUGAGUGUGGCAUACCCCCCCCAGACCCCCACCAUCACCCUGUUCCAGGAGCUGCAGGGUGGCAGGGUGGCCAUCAUCCGCUGCGCCGUGGACAGCCACCCCCCGGCCACCCUGGCCCUGUACCAGCAGGGCACCUUAGUAGCCACCAGCGGCCGGCAGGUGGCCCCAGGCCAGCGGUUGGCUGUCAGUGCCACACACAAUGCCCUGCAGCUGGAGAUCCAGGGCGCGGGGCCCCAGGAUGGUGGCGAGUACCAGUGCGUGGCCAGCAACCCCUACGGCAACACCACUGCCACCAAGGUCUUUAUCAUCCCUGCCACCCAGCUCCUGAUCCAGCCCUCGGCAGAGGUGCGGGAAGGGACAGAGGUCACCCUCAGCUGCCUGGCGGCGGGGGGCUCGGCGACCCUCUACACCUGGUACAAGAACGGCAAAUGGCUGCGGGACACCGGGACCCCCACCCUGCGCUUCCCUUCCGCCCGCCCCGAGGAGUCGGGCUCGUUCCGGUGCCGGCCCCGCAGCCCCCGCAGCUCCGGCCCCUCGGCCGCCGCCGCGCUGCGGGUGCUCUUCCCACCGAGGCCACCAGUGAUGAGCUCCUUCCUGGAGACCCAGAGCAGGCGCCUGGGCAUCAUCCAGUGCACUGUUGAGAGUGACCCAGAAGCCAACCUGACUUUGUGGAGAGGAGAAGACAUCAUAGCCUGCAGGUGGGGCUGCCCCAUUGCCCCCAGCCCCAGGGUCCAAGUCACCUGGUCCUACAACAGCCUGAAGGUGGAGAUCCAGGAGGUGGUGCUGGAGGACGAGGGGACCUACGUGUGCCGGGCUGGGAAUGCAGAGGGCAACUCCAGCACCACCCUGGACUUCAGGGCUGAGACUGCCAGCAUCACCGUGGCUCCAUCCUCCCACGUCCUGGAAGGCCAAGCUGCCAACCUGACCUGCCACCUGAGCAGCCAGUCUUCGGCCCUGCCCAAUGUUACCUGGUACCACAACGGGCAGCAGCUGCCCCAGGGCUUGGCCACCUCCCUGGUGCUCCAGCCGGUGGCCAGCACAGACUCAGGGCUCUACCACUGCGUGGCCACCACCACCAGUGGCAGCCGGAGCUCACCUGCCAUCGCCCUGGACGUGCUGUACCCCCCACGGGACCCCCGCCUGACGGCGUUCCUGGACAUGGCGAGUGGCCGCCUGGCCAUCUUCCAGUGCUCGGUGGCAAGCAACCCUCCCGCCCAGCUAGCCCUGCGCCGGGGCGAGGAGCUGGUGGCCACCAGCACCAUGGGGACCAGCCCACGGGUCAGGGUCUCAGCUGCCCCCAACUCCCUCAGGGUGGAGAUGCAGGAGGUGACACCAGGGGAUGGGGGCAGCUACAGCUGCACGGCCACCAACGCGCACGGCAGCGCGGAGCGACGUGUGUCCUUCCAUGUGCCUGCUGCCCAAGUCCUGGUGUCCCCAUCCGCGGAGGUGCAGGAGGGGGAUGAGGUCACGCUGACAUGCCAGGUGGCCAGAGAGCUGCAGGAUGACACCACCUACACCUGGUACAAGAACAGCCUCCGGCUCCAGGAGAGCUCUGAGAACCUCCUGGUCCUGCCCCACGUCUUCAGCACCGCCGCCGGCUCCUACCAGUGCCGGGCCCACCACCCCACUGGGACCAGCAUCUCCCCAGCUGUCACCCUGAGUGUCUCCUACCCCCCGCGGGUACCCGAGCUGACGUUCUUGGUGGAGCCCCCCGAGGGCACGCGGGCUGUCCUGCAGUGCUCGGUGGACAGCAGCCCCCCGGCCGAGCUGGCGCUCUUCAAGGACCAGGAGCUGGUGGCCACCACGGCGCUGCCCCAACCCCCCGCCCCGCCCCGCCUCAGCGUCACCGUGGCCACCAACGCGCUGCGGGUCGGUGUCAGCCCCCUCCUGCUGCGGGACGAGGGCGAGUACGUCUGCACCGCGGGCAACCCCCUGGGCAACGCCAGCGCCGCCGCCAACUUCACUGCCGGGGCUACCAGGGUCUGGAUCUCCCCGUCCCCGGAGGUCCGGGAAGGUGACCCUGUCACGCUGACCUGCGCGGUGGCGGGGGACGAGGAGGUGCUGAGCUACAGCUGGUACCGGAACGGGGCUUGGCUCCGCACCGCCCCCGGCCCCGCACUCGCCCUGCCCCGCGUCGCGGCCACCGACGCCGCCUCCUACCGCUGCGCCGUGAGGACCCCGGCCCGGACACACCGCUCCCCCCCCGCCACCCUCAGCGUCCUCUACCCUCCCCGGAACCUGGAGAUGAAGGCCUUUGUGGAGAGCAGUGAGGGGACUGCAGUCAUCCUGCUCUGCUCCGUGGAGAGCAACCCCCCAUCACAGGUCACCCUGCUCAAGGGGGGGCAGUUGGUGGCCUCCAGCCCCCCCGAGGGAGGUGACAACUCUGGGCAGAACAUCCUCAUCUCCCCAACUCCCAACGCCUUGAGGCUGGAGAUCCAAGAGGCCUCCGAGGAUGAUGAGGGGGAGUAUGAGUGCCAGGCACAGAGUCCCCUGGGCAGUGCCCACGGGUCCCUGCCCCUCCAGGUGCAAGCCAUCCGGGUGGUGAUGCGACCCUCUGCCGAGGUGACCGAGGGGACCGACGUGACACUGACGUGCCGGGAUGGGGGUUCCCCCCGCGGGACCCUCUACAGCUGGUACAAGGACGGGCAGUGGCUCUCGGGGGGGCUCAGCUCCUUCAUCGCCCUCCCCGCCGCCCGGCGCACGGACGCGGGGGUCUACACCUGCCAGGUGGGGAGUGGGCUCCGCCGGGCCCCCCCCGCCGUCCUCAGAGUGCUGUAUGCCCCCCAGGAGCCCACCUUCAUCUCCCUGGUGGAGUCCCGGGGGGGGCGACAGGCCGUCCUGAUCUGCACCGUCGACAGCUUCCCCCCAUCUGACAUCACCCUGCUCCGGGAGGGGGUCCGGGCACCCCUGGCCUCCAGCCGGGGCUCAGCCGACCCCCGCCUCACCGUCCAAGCCGCCCCCAACUCCCUACGGGUGGCUCUGGGGGGGCUGGAGCCGCGGGACGCGGGGGUCUAUGUCUGCUGGGCCAACAACAGCCAGGGCUCGGUGGCUGCUUCCCUGAGCCUGGAGCUGGGAGGGGUCAUUGUCACGGUUGAGCCCUCUCCAGAAGUCCCCGAAGGCACCACGGCCACCGUGACCUGCUCGGCUGUCCCCUGGGUGGGGCAAGAGGCCAAUUACACCUGGUACAAGGACAACCAGUGGCUCCGGGACGGACCGUCCGGCUCCCUCGUCCUCUCCCGUGUCUCCAGCGCCGACGCCGGUUCCUAUCGCUGCCGGGCCAGCGGGACACGGGGCGGGGCCACCUCGGCCCCCCUCAUCCUCACCGUGCUCUACGCCCCCCGGGACGUGUCGUUCAGCACUUUCCUGGAGAACCGCGGGGGCCAGGCAGGCAUCCUGCUCUGCAGGGCCGACAGCCACCCGCCUGCCACCAUCGCCCUGUUCCACCGCGGCCAGCUCCUGGCCACCAGCCUGGACCCCGCCACCGCCCCGAGGGUCCGCGUUGCCCCCUCCCACAACAGCCUCCGGGUGGAGCUGGGGGGCGUGGGGCCGGGGGACUCGGGGGAGUACGUCUGCGUGGCUGGCAACCCCCUGGGCAACGCCACGGCCAGAGCCCACUUCGACGUGAGCACUCUCACCCACCUCCUGGUCUUCACCAUCCUGGCUGGGCUGCUCAUGGCUGUCAUCGGCGUGGCUGCCCUGGCCAUCCUGGCAGUCAAGCUGUGGCCCAGGGCGAGGAAGUUUUGUGGCUGGUCUGGUGCUGAGGACACCUUCGAGCUGAGGAGCAAACAAGAGCAGGUGCAGGUGGAUGGAGCUUCCUGAGCAGGUGGCUGUUUGACCAGUGAGCAGCCAUGUGCAGCCUGGAAGGAUCCGGCAGCAGAACCCUGCCCAGAAGGUCUCUCCUGGUGAGGGUGCAAGCCUGGGGACAGCCCCUCCAUUGCCACCCUCCUCCUGUCCCCCACCGAAGCCACCACCCCAGGGUGCUGUGCAUCCUGGGGGCCUCCCUGUGUGUUAUUCCUCUGCCUGGAAAUAAA
Molecule: messenger RNA, 5338 nt
Organism: Apus apus (common swift)
Lineage: Eukaryota; Metazoa; Chordata; Aves; Apodiformes; Apodidae
Gene: SIGLEC1
Product: sialic acid binding Ig like lectin 1
Exons: 22
Coding region: 102-5126 (1674 amino acids)
Source: RefSeq, a predicted model, not a curated record